Molecule: messenger RNA, 1625 nt
Organism: Eucalyptus grandis
Lineage: Eukaryota; Viridiplantae; Streptophyta; Magnoliopsida; Myrtales; Myrtaceae
Product: protein APEM9
Exons: 6
Coding region: 252-1325 (357 amino acids)
Biological process (GO): peroxisomal membrane transport
Source: RefSeq, a predicted model, not a curated record
UGAAAUGACUCCCUCCUCCUUAUCCGUCCCGCGGUUCACCGUCAAGCCCCAAGUUUGAUCGGCCACAACUCGCGGCCUCCAACCACCCGGCACCGACCGCCGAUCUCUCUCUCUCUCUCUGAAACUCGCUCUUCCGACGGCCGCGGACGAUCAACUUCGGCUCUCUCGCCCGCUCCUUCGCGAAAAAAGCAGGCGUCGUCGAUCCCCUCGAGACGAUACAGCGGGACGCGGAGGCGGAGGCGGUGGGAAGCAUGGGGACCUCGUCGGAGCCUCCUAUUUGGGGAGACAUCGACGUCUGCGAGAGCUACCUGGUGUGCUCUAUGUACGAGGAGGCGGCUUCGUUGGCUUCCUCCGUUCUGGAGCGUCUCCGUCGGGACGAGGGUGAUCUCGCUGGAGGAGAAGCGGGAGACGGCCUUUCGCAGCUGCACGACAUGAUGGGAUCGGCUGGGAUGGUGUUAGUGCAGUCUUUGAAAGAAAUGGGCAGGACAGCAGAAAUUCUGCAUAAGCUAAGGGAAUUGUUCGGUUCUGUUGCUGCCAUCCCCGUUGAAGUCCUCCAAAUUGGGGUCUGUCUGCAGAUUUCAGAAGGUUUUCCAGGGGUUCAAGAACUUCUAGAGGAGUUCCUUAGCAACUGGAGCUGUGUGGAUGAGAAAUAUUACAGUCCUGUCAAUGCAGAGGCAAAUGUUAAUUGCACGGAAAUCUGUGAUGGGCAUUUUGUUUUGGGAGUUGAUAAGUAUUUGGAAAUUGUUGAGAUUUAUGCUUUGACUCUACUGGCUAGAAUUUUGGGUGAAUUUGAACUGGCCAUAAAUUGGGUCGAGAAAGCUGCAUUGCCUGAGGAUAAAAGGCAGGAGUUGCUCAGAAGGUUGCAUUCGCUAUAUGCUAUCAAGGCCACUAGCUUAUCACAGGGUCCCCUGCCACCUAUGCCAUAUGUGUAUGAAACUCCUUUAAUAGGAGAAGAGAAUGCAUCAGAAGAAUAUAUUAGAUCAGUAGAACAGAAAAGCAUACCAAAUGGAGGAAAUGAUCGGAAGCUAGCACUUCUGAAGUUGUAUGGACAAGGCGAACCUUGUUUCUGGUUGUUUAAGUCAGUCAAUGUGAGAUUUGGCAAUUUUCGGUUAGUCCUAUCUAAUGGGAAGAUCUUGCUGGGAUGCCUGAUGCUGCUCGCAUAUUUUGUUGUGCGAAGGAAGCGAUCUGCCUUGAAUAGGUACGUCAAGGGACAGGUUUUGGCACUGAAGAAUGCUGUGGUAGAUUUUUGGCGGCUUGCGUUUUCUUACCAAGUGAACCCCUUAGCGGAUUUUCAACCCCUUGCUUCCAUGCCCACCCGGGCAUAACAAGUGUUAUCCUGGACUGACUGGAGGCAAUCCGAUUCAAGGGAGCAGGUCUCUUCCGUUGUAUUACCAGGAUGCUUUCCCCUCCCCGGAAGACUUAUGACCCCAUUUGGUUCGACUUUCCCAAGGGGCUUUGGGCCCCCAAAGCCCCUUGGGGAAAAUUUACUCGUCAUGUUCAACAAAUUUACUCUUUACACAAUAAAAGCACAUUUUGUCGUUUAGAUAGAGAAUUGUCGUCUGUCAUUGUACUUUUUCUGUGUUGAUUCUACCAAAAAAGAAAAGGUGACUAUAAAUUGCGAGAAA